AUGCGGGAGGCCUCCGGGCCGGAGGAGUCGGAGGCGGGCUCCGAGGCGCAGUGCGCAGGGACCUGCCACGCGCAGCGCGUCCUGCAGACCCUCAACGCCUACCGGCGGAGCGGCACCCUCACCGACGUGGUGCUGCGCGCCGGCGGCCGCGACUUCCCGUGCCACCGGGCGGCGCUCAGCGCGGGGAGCGCCUACUUCCGCAGCCUGUUUGCGGCCGGGCGGCCGGAGCGCGGCCUGGGAGCGGUGCCCGUGGUGCCCGUGGCGCCCGAGGGGUCGGCCGCGGCGCUGGCCGCGGUGCUGGACUACGUGUACGGCGCGGGGGUGCGGCUGCGCACCGAGGACGAGGCGGCCGCCGUGCUGGCGCUGGCCGAGCGGCUGGGCGUGCCGGGCCUGCGGGAGGCCUGCGUGCGCUUCCUCGAGGGCCGCCUGCGCGCCGCCAACAGCCUGGCGCUGCGCCGCGUGGCCGCCGCCUUCUCGCUGGCCUCGCUGGCCGAGCGCUGCGGCCGCGUGCUGCGCCAGGCCUUCGCGGAGGUGGCGUGCCACGCCGACUUCCUGGAGCUGGCCCCCGACGAGGUGGCGGCGCUGCUCGCCGACCCGGCGCUCGGCGUGGCCCGGGAGGAGGCGGUGUUCGAGGCGGCCAUGCGCUGGGUGCGCCAUGACGCGCCCGCCCGCCGGGGACAGCUGCGGCGCCUCCUGGAGCACGUGCGCCUGCCGCUGCUGGCACCCGCCUACUUCCUGGAGAAGGUGGAGGCCGACGAGCUGCUGCAGGCCUGCGGGGACUGCCGCCCGCUGCUGCUGGAGGCCCGCGCCUGCUUCAUCCUGGGCCGCGAGGCUGGAGCGCUGCGGGCCCGGCCGCGGAGAUUCAUGGACCGAGCGGAAGUGAUCGUGGUCAUUGGCGGCUGCGACCGCAAGGGGCUCCUGAAGCUGCCCUUCGCCGACGCCUACCACCCAGAGAGCCGGCGCUGGACCCCUCUUCCCAGCCUGCCCGGCUACACGCGCUCAGAGUUCGCCGCCUGUGCCCUCCGCAAUGACAUCUAUGUCUCGGGAGGCCACCUCAACAGCCAUGACGUGUGGAUGCUCAGCUCCCAUCUGCACACCUGGAUCAAGGUGGCCUCACUGCACAAGGGCAGGUGGAGGCACAAGAUGGCGGUCAUUCAAGGCCAGCUGUUCGCGGUGGGCGGCUUUGACGGCCUGCAGCGCCUGCGCAGCGUGGAGCGCUACGACCCCUUCUCCAACACGUGGGCGGCCGCUGCGCCGCUGCCGGAGGCGGUGAGCUCGGCCGCCGUGGCGCCCUGCGCGGGCCUGCUCUACGUCAUCGGGGGCGCGGGACCGGACGGCGCCAGCACCGACAAGGUGCAGUGCUUUGACCCCAAGGAGGACCGGUGGAGCCUGAGGGCCCCAGCCCCCUUCUCACAGCGGUGUUUGGAAGCUGUCUCCCUGGAAGACACCAUCUACGUGGUGGGGGGCCUCAUGAGCAAAAUCUUCACCUAUGACCCUGGCACAGAUGUCUGGGGGGAGGCUGCUGCCCUCCCGGGCCCUGUGGAGAGCUGUGGCCUGGCUGUGUGUGAUGGGAAGAUCCACAUUCUUGGCGGCCGGGAUGAUCGCGGGGACAGCACUGACAGGGUCUUCACCUUUGACCCCAGCAGUGGGCAGGUGGAGGCCCAGCCGUCCCUGCAGCGUUGCACCAGCUCCCAUGGCUGUGCCACCAUCGUCCAGAGCCUGGGCAGGUGACUCGGACCCGAUGGUCUGAGCCGGGGCUGCUGAGGUGGGUGGGGCAUGCAGAGGUACCACUCUGUUCCCCUCCUGGUCCCUCCGUGUAAAUAGCCCUCCAGCAUGGGUCCCCUUUCUUAAAGAA
Echinops telfairi (small Madagascar hedgehog) is the source of this 1855-nucleotide messenger RNA. It is a transcript of the gene KLHL35, whose product is annotated as kelch like family member 35. NCBI's taxonomy places the organism in Eukaryota, Metazoa, Chordata, Mammalia, Afrosoricida, Tenrecidae. Gene Ontology annotation, molecular function: protein binding. Bases 1 to 1731 code for a protein of 576 amino acids. The record is from RefSeq and is a predicted model, not a curated record. The transcript has 6 exons.